UGUCGCGUUCGGAAGCAGUUCGGAACAUUGGAACCCAAUUAGCAUACAGGCGAAGAAUUUGCUGGUUGUGUUCAGUAGACGUCGACACGUUUCAAUUGGAUUCGGAAUUAGAUUUAUUGAAAUGCUGCCCUUUCGCUGGGGCCUGCUACUAGGCGUCGUGGUGCUCAUAGCGUGCGCCAAUGGAGCGGCUAUCGAUCAAUCGGCGCAAAGCGAAGAUGAACUCACAGGCCUGGCUGAUUUGGAGCGAUCAAAGAGAAGCGGCAGAGGCUAUGCAAGAGGACAGACGCAGUCGCAGUACUUGAACUUUGGUAAACCCGAAGAGGACGGCAAGGCUGAGGCAGAGGCUAACGAAAGCGGAUCACGUUCCGUAGUCUCUGGUAGUCACGGAAUGGGCCAGGCCCAGAGUCAGUUCUCCUCUGGAGAUUGCAGUGGCUGUUCCGGCUAUCAAACUGGCAGCUCACUCGAUGGCAGUGGAGGCUUUGUCGGAAGACCCGAUGCUAUCAUUAGUCUUCCAGGUGCAGAUGCUGUAAGCGGACAGCCUGGAUUUGGUGGUCAACCUGGUGCCGGAAGUCUGAUUGGUGGUCAACCUGGAGCCGGAAGUCUGAUUGGUGAGCAGCCUGGUAUUGGAGGACUUCCAGGAGUCAGUGGUGGACAACAAGUAUUCGGGCCGGUAGGACCCGGUGGCGCAGGACCUUCAGUUAGCGGAGGACAAGCUGGUAUCGAUGGUGCUCAGCCCGGCUUUGGCGUUCAACCUAGCGUUGGAGGUCAACCCGGAUACGGAACACAGCCGGGAAUAGGAAGUCAGACUGGUAUUGGUGGUGGACAGCCCGGAUUUGGCGGUCAAACUGGCGUUGGAGGUCAACCCGGAGAUGGUGGACAGCUCGGAUACGGAACACAGCCAGGAGUAGGAAGUCAGACUGGUAUUGGUGGAGGACAGCCCGGAUUUGGCGGUCAAACUGGCGUUGGAGGUCAACCCGGAUACGGAACACAGCCAGGAGUUGGCGGACAGCCUGGGAUCGGUGGUAGACAGUCUGACUGGACAGGAAGUCAGACUGGUAGGGGGGGCGGACAGCCCGGAUUUGGAGGUCAAGCUGGCGUUGGUGGUCAACCCGGAUACGGAACACAACCAGGAGUUGGUGGACAGCCUGGUAUCAGUGGUAGACAACCCGGAUACGGAACACAGCCAGGAGUUGGUGGUCAAACUGGCAUUGGUGGUCAACCUGGUUACGGAACACAGCCAGGAGUUGGUGGACAACCUGGUAGCGGUGGCGGACAACCAGGAUUUGGUGGUCAAGCUGGCGUUGGAGGACAACAAUACGGAACACAGCCAGGCGCUGUCGGACAAUCUGUUAUCGGUGGUGGACAGCCCGGUUAUGGAACCCAACCUGGUGUUGGAAGUCAGACAGGUAUCGGUGGUGGGCAGCCCGGAGCUGGAGGAACUCAGUAUGGCGGUAGGCAACCUGGAGCCGGUGGUGUUUUAGACGGUCAAGUGGGUGCUCCAGGACGCUAUACAGCUGGAUCUGGUGUCACUCCUAGUGGAGCUGCUGGUGCUGGUGUGCCAGGUGCAGUUUCCGGUGGACCUGAUGACACAUUCUCUCAAGCGGCAUCCACGAUUGGCAACGGCCAGGCAUCUGCCAGUGCCGAGGGCAAAAAGAAUGGCGGAACAGCCAAGACUCAAGUAUCCGGCACAUACAGUACGGGCGGUUCGUUCAGCGCCAGUGCAAUGACCUCUGAUGCAGAUCGAGCCGCCAGCGCUCAGGUUACUGGCAAUGCUGAUGGCGCUAUGAGCCAGUCCCAAGGCUCCGGAGGACCAGCCCAGUCCCAGGCCCAAGUGCAGGUCAACAACAAGGAUGGAGGCACCAAGGCUUCAUCACAGAGCGGAGGUCUGAUUCAUCAGAGCCAGAGCGAAGUGCAGGCCAACGAUAAGGGUGGUUUGGCCGAUGCCCAGUCCAGCGGACCCGGUCAAACAUCUUCCCAAGCUCAAAUUGGCUUCCGUCCUGGUCAGGAUACCAGCUCGGCAGCGUCUCCAGGCGGCGGUCAGGCCUCUGCCCAAUCGGGCAGCCAUUCUGGUCAGAGCCAGUCCCAGAUCCAAGGAACGUCCAGCUUUGGUGUAUCAUACCAUGGUGCUGCACAGUCUGCGUCAGGAACCAAGGAGCAGGUGGAUACCUAUCGGGAACAGAAUCGAGAGCUCUUCAAUACAAUCAGCCAGUUUGGCAACAGUGGCAAUGCUGUAACCGAUCGUGCUGAUGCCGUCUUUAGUGGCCCGGCACUCACAUCUGAAUCCGAUUCAAUACCCGAGCUGCAGCUGAAGUCCACAAAGACCAGCAAGGAGGAGCCUGAGAAGGUCGAAAAGAAGCCCGAUCAGCCGGAGCCAGUGCAAUACGAAGAGGAGGAAGAGGAUGAGGGCGAUGAAUAUGACGAGGAUGAGUACUACAACGAGAACCCCGUCAAGCUAGAGGAGGGUCCUAAGGCGCCGAGCAAGAUUCAGGAUGCGGAGUCCACUCCUCAUCCACAGACCUAUACCCAGUCGUCUCCCACGCAGAAGCAGCAGGCCGUAGUGGCCCCAUUGCCAGCGGAAAAGUACCAGCUGGUGCAGAAACAGAACGGUGUCGUCAACACCUACACUGAGCGAUCAACCACUGAGUCCGUGCCCAGUGGGUUCCGCGGCACGGUUAACGUUCAAAAGAAGUUUCACACCAAGUCGCUUGAGCUGCACAACACCGAGAAGAAGGUCGAGAUCAGUGCCGACACUGACUCCGAUGCUCCGAGUGCACCCACUCGCGGCAGCAAAGCGCCUCGCGCCCCAGACAGCUAUGUAACAGUCACCAAGUCGGUGACAGGAAGCAUGGACAAUAGCAAGAACCCACCGCAGGACAACAAGAACUUCCAGUCUACGUACUACACAAAGUCCUCGACCUGCGGAUACUUCACCUUCUCCUGUAACAUUGUCUACGGUGCAAAUGGACGCAGCAAGAUCUGUCGCCCAAAGGCUCCGGCCAACGGCAAGUGCUAAAUGAGAGGGAGAAAUCAAUAACCCCACCCACCACACAUUUUAGUAGAUCAGUUCCCAAAGGGGCUCAAUUGUAGAACUCUAAAAUCUAACUGGCACC
Molecule: messenger RNA, 3110 nt
Organism: Drosophila subobscura
Lineage: Eukaryota; Metazoa; Arthropoda; Insecta; Diptera; Drosophilidae
Gene: prc
Exons: 13
Coding region: 122-3013 (963 amino acids)
Source: RefSeq, a predicted model, not a curated record